Rhododendron vialii is the source of this 3063-nucleotide messenger RNA. RefSeq names its product thioredoxin reductase NTRC. Bases 108 to 1427 code for a protein of 439 amino acids. Gene Ontology annotation, cellular component: cytoplasm. The record is from RefSeq and is a predicted model, not a curated record. Gene Ontology annotation, biological process: removal of superoxide radicals. The transcript is spliced from 7 exons. Gene Ontology annotation, molecular function: thioredoxin-disulfide reductase (NADPH) activity. Lineage: Eukaryota; Viridiplantae; Streptophyta; Magnoliopsida; Ericales; Ericaceae.
CAAAACUAACUCUUGGGGGAACCAAUCAGAGGACGGGGCGGGGAGUUGCGUGGUUAGUUGGCUGAUGAGAGCCUGCUGCUGUGGAUAUAUUGUAUGGUCCGAAACAAAUGGCUACAACCACCGCCAAUAUAUCCACCGGAAUCGGAAACGGCAGCGUUUCUAGGCGAACGGCCAUGGCCACCGCCACUACUCCUUCCACUCUCCCACUUCCCACUCCCUUCAGUGGUCUUAUCUUGCUCCGAGCCUCCGCCAGGUCGAUUCGCCGCCGCCCUGCCGUCUCGGCCGCUCGAACUCACCCCGCCUUGACUCGCUCUUCCCUCCCAAUUCGAGUCAGGGCCGCCGCCUCCGCUUCCUCGGAUGACCUCCCUAGCUCUUCAGAACGAGGUGUCGAGAAUUUGGUAAUUAUAGGUUCAGGUCCCGCUGGAUACACUGCAGCAAUUUAUGCAGCUCGUGCCAACUUGAAGCCUGUUGUAUUUGAGGGUUACCAAAUGGGUGGUGUUCCUGGUGGACAAUUAAUGACUACCACUGAGGUGGAAAACUUCCCAGGUUUUCCAGAUGGCAUAACUGGUCCUGAUCUGAUGGAUCGGAUGCGGCGGCAGGCUGAGCGCUGGGGAGCAGAAUUAUUCCAAGAAGAUGUGGAAGUCAUUGAUGUGAAGAACAGUCCCUUUACUGUAGUAAGCAGUGAACGUAAGGUGAAAUGCCACAGCGUUAUUGUGGCCACAGGAGCUACUGCAAGAAGGCUUGGAUUGCCUCGAGAAGAUGAAUUUUGGAGUAGAGGAAUUAGUGCUUGUGCAAUUUGUGAUGGUGCAUCGCCGCUAUUUAAGGGGCAAGUUCUUGCUGUGGUAGGAGGAGGUGAUACAGCUACAGAGGAAGCAUUAUACUUAACUAAAUAUGGUCGUCAUGUACAUCUACUUGUACGCAGGGACCAACUAAGGGCAUCCAAAGCAAUGCAAGAUAGAGUUUACAACAAUCCAAACAUCACGGUGCACUUCAAUACUGAGACUGUGGAUAUCGUUAGCAAUAUGAAAGGGCAAAUGUCUGGCAUUUUGGUUAGAAAACUUGAAACCGGGGAGGAAUCAGUUCUUGAGGCAAAAGGAUUAUUCUAUGGGAUAGGCCAUUCACCAAAUAGCCAAUUUUUGGAAGGCCAAGUUAAACUUGAUGACUCAGGUUAUUUGUUGGUGGAUGAGGGUACUGCAAAAACUUCUGUUGAAGGUGUAUUUGCAGCUGGAGAUGUUCAGGACCAUGAAUGGAGGCAAGCCGUAACUGCAGCUGGUUCAGGGUGCAUUGCUGCUUUGUCAGUAGAGAGAUAUCUCGCAAGCAAUAAUCUCCUAAUUGAAUUUCACCAGGGAGCUUUUUUCCAGGCAGCCAUGCAAUCCCUCAAAUCACUUUGUUCUUGGGAAGGAUACUGGGAACAUCUAGGGCUUUGAGCUUAAAGAUCCGGCUGUUCCUUUCAGCCCAAACAUGAGACACAGAUGCAGAUGGGUUCAGUUUUAUCGCAGUGCCCUGCAAAUUCUUGCCUCUGCCAUACUGUUUUACCCUGUCCACCUCAUUUAUAAGCAGCUGAACAUUUUUAGAAAUGCACAUUUGCUCAAUAUACAACCCCAUACCCAACUAGAGAAUUGGCAUUCUAAAAGAUGAUGUGAUUGUUAGAUUCUUGAGCACAAGGCACUAGCUGUAUCGUGUGAUUAUGUGAUUCAAAUACAUGAUGCUCCAGAACCAUAAAUCAAUCAUCCAUAACUAUCACCAAUUAAGAGUUCACCGCCAUGAUAAGCAUAGCUAAAGUUCUAACAGAACCAUCGACAAACAAAGCCAUUUUAAAAGUUGUACUCUGAAAAUUCACUUGUAAAACUAUUUUAUUUAAGUUGGGCAAGGCUGGGCCGGACUUCAAGGGCUAUUCCAAGUCCAUCCCAUUGAUUAAAAGGGCUCAAAAGCUCAACCCUAUGGACCUAAAUGUUAAUGCCAAACCCUUACUAGCGCGGGAGGCCGGUGUGCACCUAUCUAAGAAGCACAUGUACAGGUACGUUGAUACAGCAAAACCCAAAAUUGUGGGGUAUGGACCCUACGGCUAUGACAGAUGUAUUUGUAUAAUUUAGGACCAAUGUAUUACACGUGAUAUAUCACACUUCGAAUAAAGGACGUAGCUAAAUGACUUGGGCAAGUAGAAGUCCGGCAUCAGAUAAUAGUCUAACGCCAAACUUGAGGUGCAAAAUAGAGUUUAAUGCCAUUGAAGAACCUAUACACAAAAAUUGCUAUUUUAGAAUCGUGCUUAGCAUAGAAAAAGGAAGUCUUGUCGACUUAAUUUCAUUUCUAUAUGGGGUACAGUUUGAUAUAUAGUGGGGUACUUCUGAGGUACGACAAAGAUUCAAAGAGAAAAGUUUUGAUAUGUGUUUCAUGUACCUUACGGACUUUGAAUUACGGUACAAGUACGUGGGGUUUAGAAUUACCAGUGCUUCAUAGGCACCCAUAUUAUCACUUCUAUUGUCUUCCAUUCCAGGCAGAUAGGAUAAGAGCACUUUGGAUCUGUAAUAGUAUCAAGUUGCUAAUGCCUUAACUACUGCAGCACUGCCCAUAUCAAGCAAUCCGAAGUGCUUGAGUCUCAACUUGGUGGCCUGUUUCCACAGUUGACCGAGCAAUAGACAAUUGUUUUUUGCUAUCUUGAGCUAAAGCCUUAGAUCCUGCAGUGAGUGGUUUCCUGCUAAAAAGGGAAGAGAGAAAAGGGGCUGGAACAAUGAUUUUAGUGGUCAUUAUUUUCAGUGUUUGUUGCAGUUUUCUGAACCUUUCAACUGGAGCUCUGUAAUAGUGAAAAAUAAGAUUUACAAGGAAAGAAUUAACAUUAGCCACUGCUGAACCCAGUUGGUAGUCUAUAGAGUUUUCACCCCCAAGUCUUGCUCAUUGGUCCACAUCUGCUUUGGGCGAUGGAGACUAGCCAAUGGCUGGGUUUCACUGGUUUUUCAGGCAGAGAAAGUAAUUCCAAUCUUUACUUCUAUAGUCAUAUUGAAGAAGAAGAUUAUGCUCCUCUACUCAAAUUUUGUCAUUCUUAUGGUGGAAUGUUUGAGAAAAUAG